UCCUAUGGUGGGGCGGUCUUAAACAAGUAAAUCAACCAAACUGGUUUGUAGACAUCCACAGGGUACGUCAGAAACCUGUCAGUGCUGUAGAAACCACCAGACGAUAAAGGAGCUCUGGGAAGAAAACCUGAUGGCUGUUUCAACAUUCCAGACGGUUGUUCUUGUGUGUGUGUUUGCAACCUGCACUCUUUUAUUGUUCUCUGUAUUUGGAAGAGAUCUAAAAACCCCUGUGGCUGCAUCCAUUACUCAUCCCCCCGGUCCUCCUCCAAAAACAAAAAGGUCGCCGCCACCCCUGAGUCAUCUUCCCCCACCUGGUCCGUGCACCUGUGCCAAAGCUGCAGUACUGCUCAAAAACGCCUUGCCUAUGGAUCGGGCGGAGGAGCUGAUCAAACGCAGAGAAAAGGAGUUCCAGCAACACAAAGUCAGGACUGAGUCUGUGUUAUCCUCUCUGCUGUAUGCUCCGUCUAACUCUCCUCUGCAGUACCCUAUCCAGGGUUUCAGAGUACAACCUAUGACCUCCACCCUCAUACCAGGUCUCGCACUGCAUGCAGAACAAAGAAGCAGCUACACGGUCUCCUUGAACGUCUCCAAAGGGGUCCUGAGGACACUGUUUCCAGCCAAAGGAGCGCAGGUCCAAGGUAAUGGAGAGAGCCGACUGAUGAUGGAGUCCAGCAGCCUGGAGACCCUCAAUGAGCUGCUGGGACAUGUGUCCUAUACCAGCUCUGCUUACCACAUACACACCGGAGACCUGGCAUCCUUCCAGUUUGAGGACCAUGAAGCUGUGUUUCCCGUUACCAUCAAACAGCCUCAACCUCCAGUCCUGUACGACAUGGGAACAGAUAUCAACUCUCAAGUCACCAUCACCACAAAGACCUUCCUGCGCUACCCAGAACUCCAGAGGUUGUUGAGUAGCAUCCGGCAGUUCUACAAAGACAUAGAAGUCAUCAUCGCAGACGACAGCUUUGACCCGGAGAAAAUUACUGGAGCUCACAUCCAACAUUACAUCAUGCCUCCAGCACAGGGCUGGUUUGCUGGCAGGAACCUGGCGGUCUCCCAGGUCACCACCAAGUACUUCCUGUGGGUGGACGAUGACUUCCUGUUUACAGAGUCGACGAAGAUCGAAGAGUUGGUGAAGGUGAUGGAGGCGAACCCAGAUCUGGACGUGCUUGGUGGAUCAGUAGGAGGCCUCCAGUUUUAUUUCUCUCUCCUCUAUGAGGAAGGAGAUGAAAUGGAAGGUGGCUGCAUGUACAGGAAGUCCAGAGGGAGGUUCCACUCUCUUCCUGGUUACCCACAAUGCUCAUUGGUCAAUGGGGUGGUCAACUUCUUCCUGGCUCGUACAGAUGCCGCUCAGAGGGUGGGAUUCGACCCUCAGCUCAAGAGGUUGGCACACUCAGAGUUCUUCAUGGAUGGCCUGGGCUCCUUGAUGGUGGCAACAUGUGGCCACGUGUCCAUUGGACAUCAGAAAAUACGUGUUAGUGCGCGCUACAGUCGGUUCAGACACCCUCCAACGAGUGACAGCGACUCAAAGCUGCAGCUUCACUUCUUCAAAAACCACCUGAAGUGUAUCCUCUAUGGUUAGGAAACCACCAGAGGAAAUGUGUCUCAUUCUCCUGCAGAGAGAUAAAAUGGCAAUAGUGCAUAUACAAAUAUCAAUAACACAAGAAACACUUUUCUUUACUCGACAAAGUUUCUGUCUGUAGAUUAACGUGUCAGUUAGAGCAGCACUGUGACUGCUACGACCGGCAUGAUGAACUGGAACACAGUAAUGUGUCUUAGAAUGGGAGGUAACUUCUUCUCUCAAGAAAAAAAUACAUUUACUAGAAUCUGGAAGACAAUGUCAGGUUUACAAAAAGGGGGGGGGGGAUGCCAGAUGAUUGUACAGAUUGACCUCUGAUAAUGUGUUCAAUAGUUUCCAGUUAAAGAAAGUGUUUUGUGUGUGUGCCUAAAGACAGUGAGCAGUAUCUCUGUGACACAUUGCUUUUGCUGAAGAUCCAGAAUAAAGUUUGCGCCUCA
Eleginops maclovinus (Patagonian blennie) is the source of this 2013-nucleotide messenger RNA. Its product is annotated as beta-1,4 N-acetylgalactosaminyltransferase 1-like. NCBI's taxonomy places the organism in Eukaryota, Metazoa, Chordata, Actinopteri, Perciformes, Eleginopidae. Gene Ontology annotation, biological process: UDP-N-acetylgalactosamine metabolic process; UDP-N-acetylglucosamine metabolic process. Gene Ontology annotation, cellular component: Golgi membrane. The transcript is spliced from 12 exons. The coding region runs from base 131 to 1579 and encodes 482 amino acids. The record is from RefSeq and is a predicted model, not a curated record. Gene Ontology annotation, molecular function: acetylgalactosaminyltransferase activity.